AUGUUUGGUGAGGGCGAGGAUGCUCUCAAACCCGCCGCCUCACAAGCCUCUGGAUCAUGGGAGCACGUCCCUGACAACCUCAGUAGCCUCAUUGUCGACCUUGAAGACCAGGGUCAAGAGCCCGACGGACAUUCUCCCAAGCCAUCAUCUGUCGCUGAUGAUACGCCGAUCGAUGCAGACGAUGAGUUCGACGGCGAUGCAGACCUCAGAGGCUUCAGAUUGAAAUGGUCCAAGAAGAGACGGACAGCGCAGGAACCUGUCGACAAAGAUAGUUUUGGAAAUGAUGGCUGUUUGUCUUCAUCACCUUCAUCAACACUCCCUGCAGUCAGCUCAAAUGUGGACGAUGCCUUGUCAUUGGCCUCGGCGAUGGCAGAUCGAAUUGUGGCCUCAAGUAUUGUUCUGCCUUGGGAGAGUGAGCUGAUGAGUCCAAUCUUUGGAAGUGUUGUCGAGGCUCAAGCGGACUUUAGUGUACUGAGGUGCGUUCGGAAUGCAGCGGACUUAGAUUUCUUGCAGGCCAGAGCAAAGACGAUGAAGUCAGCGCUGGCCAAGUUGCGCUGCGUUCUGGAGAUUGACUGGUCUGCGAGUGAAGUUGGUCGACAGUGCAUUGACGGUGGGGGCCAGCUUCGAUCUGACUGUGACGAUGUGAUCAAUUCCAUCAUUGGGACGAAGUCCCCUUCAACCAUUGUGAAGCGGUGCAAUGCAAUUUUUGCUUUCCAAAGAUGGCUGGCCAGCUUUAGUGAUGAACCGGCCUUCCCUUUGCAAGAAAGUUUGGUUUGGGAUUAUUUCGUGCAACUCAAAAAUGAGGGAGUCGACGGAGCGCAGGAGUGUGUGGCAAGUCGCAGACUGAUUGGCCAGUCGGAACUGCAGGCUGCGAUGAAGAGACCCACGCAACAAGCUCGGCCCUUGACCGUCGAGGAGGUGCAGAAGUUGUCCCGCAUCAUGUCUGAUGCAAAGCGGCCUCUUCAUGAACGAGUGAUCUGCAGCCAUUUAGUUCUGAUGGUGUAUACACGGAGCCGAAACAGUGACUUGGCGUUUGCGCACGAUAUCUCACAUGAUCACUCCGAGCGAGGGUCUCCGGAGAGUUUUGGUGGGUUCAUCCAGUUCACAACCAGGUACCACAAGGCGGCCAGAUCUGUCGAGGCGAAAUCGAUGCUCAUGCCAAUCAUUGCAUGUGGAGAGUCGGUAGGCCCUGAGCCUUGGCUGGACAUGUGGCUGACGCUGCGAAAGAAGUCGAAAUUGCCAACGUCUGGAAUCAUUGACGGAGCGGUCAUGCCGGUCGCACUCGUUGAAGAGGACGGCUUUGAGCUGGGCAGCCAAGGCUGGUGUCAACAGAGAUCAUCGCAGAUUGCUGGGGACUCAGACAGCAUCUAUGCCACCGACCUGAUGGUUGAGCCGGUCAGGUCACUUGGGAAAGUCAUUCGGAUGAUCCGCAAUGAGGAGUUCUUUCCAGACAAAGGAAGAUCAGAUUUCUUUGCAGCAAGAUCAUCGGAUUUGUCAGGAGCACCGAUCUUCCAGCCAUCAACACCAGGAUUUCUGCGUGCUCCGCCUACACCUGCAGUCGUCACUGCAGAGCGCGAGGAGACAGGACCAGAUACAGAUGUCAAGCAGGAGGUCGACGACCCGCCUCCAGCUGUUUUGUCGCUGGGUGACAAUAGUGAGGAUAGCGCAACUCAGCUAUGGGGCAUCCCUUGGGCGCCAGAGGAGUUCUUUGAGGAAGCCGUGAAAGCAGGGCACUCCUUGGCCAUGGGAAGCUUUCUUCCAAAGAGAUUGGAGGUCAUGAUUGAUCAACAGUCAUUCAUGAGUGCAGAACAGCGCAACCGCAUGAGGCUUGAGAAGUUGGCGUUUUUCUUGAAGAGGGCACAUCAGCUACGUUCUCAGGAAGCCGACUUCAAACAGACCUUGCACCCCGACGUGAGGAAGAUCCUCAAGUCGAAACGCAUCCUGCUUUGGCAAGAAAUGCUACAAUCCAUAAACUAUGAGGAUAUGGGUGUAGUGACAGAAUUCUACACUGGCACUCAGCUUGUUGGAGAAGCCGAACGAACAUCCCUUUGGCCUUUCAAAUUUACUCCGGCAUCUAUGACACCGCAUGAUCUGUCCCAGGUGUCGGAAAGCCAGAGACCUCUCAUCACCUAUGAGGCAUUCAGCUUCAUGGACCAAGAUGUGAUUAGUUCGGUGUGGGAGCAAACCUUGGCUGAGCGCGAUGCUGGUGAGAUUCAAGGGCCGUUUGAUAUCACAGAGAUACAGCCUAGUUACCCGCUUAGCAAGAGAUUCGGCGUGAGACAGUCAAACAAGAUCAGAUGUGUUGAUGACUUCAGUCAAUCUUCUGUGAACGCGUGUGCACAAACUAGCGAGUCGCCAAAACCCCAUACAGUGGAUGUAUUGUGCAGCAUGUGCCUUGCAGUCAUGACCAAGUUGACCAGAAGUGAACCCUGGCUUGUUAGGAGUUUCGACUUGAAGCGGGCAUACCGCCAGUGUGCUGUGGACCCGGACCAGCACUGUUACAGCUACAUCGCUGUCGCCGACCCAAGCUCCCGUUCAGUCAAAUGCUUCAAGAUGUUGGCGUUGCCAUUUGGCAGCGUCAGAUCGGCGCAUGCUUUUCUCAGGAUUGCCCACAGUUUGUGGGCGAUCUUGGUCUCUGUUUUUGGCGUGUGCAUUUCAAACUAUUUCGAUGAUUUUAUUGCAUUGGCAGAACGACCUGAAGCCGAGUCAGUUACAUCCGCUGUGACAAUGACAUUCAAGAUGCUUGGAUGGGACUUUGCAGAGACGGGUGACAAAGCUCCCCCAUUUGGGAGCCUAGUCACCGCCCUUGGAGUUCAGCUCGACGUCGCUUGCAUGCACAGUGGUCGUGUUUUGAUCGACAACACUAAAAGUCGUAAGACGGAGUUGAUCCAUGUGCUUGAACAGGUCCUGGAACACGGUACUCUCAACAGACAAGACGCUUUGAGGCUGAGAGGCCGCCUACAAUUCGCGUCAGGACAAAUUUAUGGGCGCAUAGCAAAGAAAGCACUUGCGAUUAUCACUCAACAUGCCUAUGGUAAUGGUGGAACAGAGCUGUCCCACGACUCGGUGCAUGCCCUACAACUUUUUGUGCGACUCCUACAGAUCGACGUGCCCCGAGAGAUUCUGUUGCACAGCAGGCUCUGUUUCUCCUGUUUACGGAUGCCUCGUAUGAACAGAAAGAUGGCUCCCCCAUAG
This is a messenger RNA of Durusdinium trenchii, 3195 nucleotides long. The record is from the annotation of a GenBank genome assembly. Lineage: Eukaryota; Dinophyceae; Suessiales; Symbiodiniaceae.